Molecule: messenger RNA, 4321 nt
Organism: Vombatus ursinus (common wombat)
Lineage: Eukaryota; Metazoa; Chordata; Mammalia; Diprotodontia; Vombatidae
Product: zinc finger protein 2 homolog
Exons: 6
Coding region: 836-3445 (869 amino acids)
Biological process (GO): regulation of transcription by RNA polymerase II
Molecular function (GO): DNA-binding transcription factor activity; RNA polymerase II cis-regulatory region sequence-specific DNA binding
Source: RefSeq, a predicted model, not a curated record
AUGCAAUUGAAUAAAUUCGUGUUCUACCGCACACCCUUGCAAUUGGCAAAGAUGAACUCAAAACAUCCAGUUUUGGGGAAACUGUGGGGAAAAUGGGCACAUUAAUUUACUGUUGGUAAAGCUGCAAAGCUGCAAAAGUCACUAAUUGUGUACACCCUUUGACUCACUGGGGGGAUUUUCCCAUAAAUCAAAGAAGAGGCAGGGACCUAAGUGUAUGACUCCUUAACAGCUAUAUUUGUUAUGACAAAGAUCUGGAAACUCAGGUGUGAUGCCCCACAAUAGGGCAAUGGCUGAAUAAAUUUUGAUAAAGGAAUAAAAUGGAACACAAAUAUGGUACAAAACAGGCAAUUUCAGUGAAACCUGGGAAGAGCUAUGUAAACUAAUGUGUAGUAUGUAAAAUCAAGAGACUAUUUGGUAAUAAUGAUAUUGUAAAGGUCACACUUUGACAGAUGCUGUAAUUAUGAUUAUUGUAUUGACCGCUGUUGCAGGGGAAUUAUCAGGAUCUGAACUACUUGUCUCCUGAAUGAGAAAUGAUGAAUAAGAGAUAUAGAAUAAAGUGAAUUUUGGGAUAUGGACAGGAGCUGAGAUCACCCUUCCUCCUGGGAGCCAGCUGUGCAUUUGAAAAGCCCCAGUAGUUUUGAACCAGGACCCUGCCCCUGUGUCUGCUGGGUGCCUUUUCCGUUGGACCUUAUCCUCCCAGUCUGACCUCUUGGCCAGCCCCUUGCCUAGGAGGUGAAGGGAAAGACGUCUCCCGCCCCAGGAUCCUUCUCCCUCCUCUGCUCAGCCUGAAGAGGACCAAGACCUGAGCCAAGCAAAAAGCCUGGAACCAGAGAGAAUGGCCCUUGGACCCCAAAGACACCCAUGGCAGGAGUCACUGACAUUCAAGGAUGUGGCUGUGGACUUCACCCAGGAGGAGUGGGGCCUCUUGGACCAUUCUCAGAAACAGCUCUACAAGGAGGUGAUGCUGGAAAACUCCCAGAACCUGCUCUCCCUGGGAAUUCCACUUCUCAGGGAAGAUUUGAUCUCCCAUUUUGAGGAAAGAGAACCGUCAUGGAUCCGGGAUCAGAAAGGCCCAAGGAACUCCUGUCCAGGGGCAGAGACUGAGUUUGAAAUAACUAAGAGUACUGCAAAGCUGAGGAUUUCUGUGGAAGAGUCUCAACAGCAAAGAUUCAUGAGGGAUGGUCCCUGUGACUUCAAUUUGAGAGAAAUCUGUGACUCAGAUAUCAAGACAGAGAAAAAUCAAAAUAGUCACUGUAAAUUUGAUAAAGAUGGAAAGGGUUUCAGACAAUACUCAGUCCUAAUUCAGUUUAAGAAAAUGACCUCAGAAAAUGGCUGUUCUCCAUGUGGGGAAAAUAGGGAAUGUGGUACUGAAAAGGUUGGGCUUAUUCAAUCUUAUGAAAAGCCUCCUGAAGUGCAAACAUAUAAAGGUAAUCAAAGGGGAAUGGCCAACAGCUUGAGUUUAGACCUUAUUAGACAACAGAAAUAUCAUACUGGAAAAAUGCUAUAUUUUUGUAACAAAUGUGGGAAGGCCUUUAGCCAGAAUUCAAAGCUCAUUGACCAUCAUAAAAUUCACACUGCAGGAAAACCUUAUGAAUGUAAUCAAUGUGGAAAGGCAUUCAGACAGAGUGCCAAACUGGCUCAACAUCAGAAAACCCACACUGGAGAGAAACCUUAUGAACAUCGUCAAUGUGGAAAGACUUUCAGAAAGAGAACCAUUCUUGAUGAACAUCAGAAAAUUCAUACUGGAGAGAAAACUUAUGAUUAUAAUCAAAGUAGAAAGACUUUCCAGCACAUCUCCAGUCUUCUUGUACAUCGGAAAAACCACACUUCAGAGAAACCUCAUGAAUGUCAUGAAUGUGGUAAAGCUUUUGGUGAACACUCUUCCCUUAUUGCACAUCAGAGAAUCCACACUAGUGAGAAACCUUAUGAAUGUAAUCAGUGUGGAAAAACUUUCACACAGAAUUCCCAUCUUUCUAAACAUCAGAGAAUCCACACUGGAGAGAAACCUUAUGAAUGUCAUCAUUGUGGCAAGACUUUCAGACACAGCUCCAGUCUUCCUCUUCAUCAGAGAAUCCACACUGGAGAGAAACCUUAUAAAUGUAAUCAAUGUGGAAAGGCUUUCACACAAAACUCUAUGCUUAUUGUACAUCAGAGAAUCCACACUGGAGAAAAACCUUAUGAAUGUAAUCAAUGUGGAAAAACUUUCCGACAGAACUCCAGUCUUGUUGUACACCAGAGAAUCCACACUGGAGAGAAACCUUAUGAAUGUAAUCACUGUGGAAAGGCUUUCAAAGAAAACUCCAAACUUGCCGUACAUCAGAGAAUCCACACAGGAGAGAAACCUUAUGAAUGUAAUCACUGUGGAAAGACUUUCCGAUGCAGCUCUAGUCUUGCUAUACAUCAGAAAAACCACACUGGAGACAAACCUCAUGAAUGUCAUGAAUGUGGUAAAGCUUUUGGUGAACACUCUUCCCUUAUUGCACAUCAGAGAAUCCACACUGGAGAGAAACCUUAUGAAUGUCAUCAAUGUGGAAAGGCUUUCACACAGAAUUCCCAUCUUUCUAAACAUCAGAGAAUCCACACUGGAGAGAAACCGUAUGAAUGUCAUCAAUGUGGAAAGGCUUUCAGACACAGCUCCAGUCUUCCUCUUCAUCAGAGAAUCCACACUGGAGAGAAGCCUUAUGAAUGUAAUCAAUGUGGAAAGGCUUUCACACGGAACUCCAGUCUUGCUGUGCAUCAGAGAAUCCACACAGGAGAGAAACCUUAUGAAUGUAGUCAAUGUGGAAAGGCUUUCAAACAGAACUCCAAACUUGCUCUGCAUCAGAGAAUCCACACUGGGGAGAAACCUUAUGAAUGUAAUCAAUGUGGAAAGGCUUUCAAAGAGAACUCCAGUCUUGCUGUACAUCAGAGAAUUCAUACUGGAGAGAAACCUUAUAAAUGUAAUCAAUGUGGAAAGACUUUCCCAUAUAGGGCCCUUCUUGCUUACCAUCUGAAAAUCCACACUGGAGAGAAACCUUAUGAAUGUAAUCAAUGUGGAAAGACUUUCACAAAUAAGUCCAGUCUUGCUAUACAUGUGAGAAUCCACACUGGAGAGAAACCGUAUGAAUGUAAUCAAUGUGGAAAGACUUUCACAAAUAGGUCCAGUCUUGCUAUACAUCAGAGAAUCCACACUGGUGAGAAACCUUAUGAAUGUCAUCAGUGCGGAAAAGCUUUCACUCAGAAUGCCAAUCUUUUGAAACAUCAGAGAAUCCACACUGGAGAGAAACCUUAUGAAUGUCAUCAAUGUGGUAAGGCUUUCACACACAACUCCAAACUUGCUUGCCAUCAGAGAAUCCACACUGGAGAGAAACCUUAUGAAUGUCAUCACUGUGGAAAAGCUUUCACACAGAACUCCCAUCUUUCCAAACAUCAGAGAAUCCAUAAUAGUGUGACGGGUGAAAUCUGAAAUAACUGAGUAAACAAAGGUUUGAGCUUCUGAACAUAUUAAUUUAUUAUGCAAUACACGCAGAACAAAUCAGGACCAACUGUCCUCGGCUUGGCACUGGAUCUCAAAUACAGGGAGAGAGGGAUAUUUUUAUGCAUUAAAAGAAAACAUUUAACGGGGGAAAACAGGAUAUAAGAUUAGGUAAUAUGAUUUCUAAUUGGAAGAAAGAUUAGGGAUUUUCCAAGUUGGGAAGGAGGUUGAAUGAGUUUCAUGAAUUGAGAGAGGAGGAGAGCAAGCAGGUGGAUUUUUCAGGAUGUAAAACAGGAUGUCACUCAAUCCCUGUGAUUAGCAAGCAGGUGGAAUUUAUAGGAAAAUGAAAUUUAAGUCUCAAAAUAGAGUCAGUUUUACAUGGAGUCAGUUUGGUUCAAAUAAGUCCCACAAUUCUCUCACUGAAGAGAAACUAUAUGAAUGUUGUCAAUGUGGAAAGGCUUUCACAUGGAAUUCCAAUUGUGCCAUUCAUCAGAGAAGCCACACUGGAGAGAAAAUUCAUGAUUGUAAUCAAUAUGGAAGGCUUUCACACAGAAUUUGCACAUCAGAGAAUCCACACUAGAGAGAAAGCUUAUGAAUGUCAUCAACAUGGAAAGGUAUUGACACAGAAUUCUAGUCUUGCUGUACAUCAGAGAAGUUACGCUGGACAGAAAGAAACCUUAUGAAUGCAAUCAGUGUUGAUAAGAUUUUCGGAGAGAGGGUUUCUCUUAGUCAACAUCAGUGAAUCUAUAGUGUAGAGAAAUCUUAGGAAUGUAAUCAGUGUGGAAAGUCUUUCAGACACAACUCCAGUCUUCCUCUUCAUCAAAGAACCCACACUGGAAAGAAAUCUCAUGAAUGUAACCAGUGUGG